This is a messenger RNA of Cuscuta campestris, 1097 nucleotides long. NCBI's taxonomy places the organism in Eukaryota, Viridiplantae, Streptophyta, Magnoliopsida, Solanales, Convolvulaceae. The record is from the annotation of a GenBank genome assembly.
CGGCGGCGGCGGUCAAAUAUGGAAAGUCUGUUCUCCGGCGUCCUCUACUGGCUGGUGGACCACCCGGCCAUCAGCCAUUACGAGUGGAAACAAGGGCAGACAUUCGGAUCGUCGCCCGCAUUCGUGGCGGCUGCCGUCACCGCUUACCUCUUCACCGCCCUCUUCCUCCGCCACUACGGCGACCUCCGGCCGCUCUCAUCCGCCGUCCUCCGCCGCAUCACCGCCGCCCACAACGUCUUCCUCUGCCUCCUCUCCCUCGCGAUGGCCGCCGGAUGCUCCCUCGCCGUCCUCCGCCAGGUGCCCGCCGGGGACUGGUCGUGGGUCGUCUGCUUCCCGGCGGGCAGGACUCCGCCGCACGGGCCCACAUUCUUCUGGGCCCACGUGGCGUACUUCUCUAAGAUCUUAGAGUUUGCAGACACACUCCUGAUCCUGCUCAGCGGACCCCGCGGGGUCCGCCGUCUGACAUUCCUACACCUGUACCACCACUCCCUGGUGGUGGUAACGUCGUACCUCGGCCUGGCAACGUCCCAGACGAUGUUGCCGGUGGGGAUAGUGACGAACGCCGCCGUGCACGUGGUGAUGUAUGCGUACUACCUGCUGACCGGCCUCGGGCACCGCCCCCCGUGGAAGCGGGCGGUGACCGAGUGCCAGAUUGUGCAGUUCGUGUUCGCCUUCGUGGUAUCCGGGUUGAUGCUGUAUUAUCACUUUACCGGGUCGGGUUGCUCCGGAAUAUGGGCAUGGUGCUUCAAUGCGGUCUUUGUUGCCUCACUCCUCGCAUUGUUCCUUAAUUUUCACAAUACCAAUUACAAUCCCAAGAACAAAGAGCCUUGAUUUUGUGCAAUUUAGUCUCUUUUUAUUUAGUUUCUCCCUACUCUCACAAAAUCAUGUCAUGUGCAUUGUCCAUGCAAGAUAUUAUUGAUGAAAGAGAACUUUAAGUGCUUAAACAUGGUCACUUUCCAAAUUUAGUAUCAUAUAUUUUAAUUUUUACAAUGUAAUAUCAUUAUUAUGCAAUGUUUAUUGGAUAUUAUUUAAAUAAGAGCAUGUUGUAUAAGACUAGAAAAAAAGAGCUGAAGUUCAAAGAAACUGGAAAGAACCGG